GCUCAUGCACAGUUCAAAUCAGAAACUCUUCGAGUACACCUUGAUUCUCACUCAAACUUUGCACGGAAAUCACUCCUGUUAGGCAUGAUGUAAGUAAAGAACGCAAAAACCGACACACGAGUGUAAAAACCAAGAGAAGCGACAUCGCAGUCUCAGAAAACAAACAUCAUGGCCUCCGCGUCUGCUUCCUCCACGUUUUUCCAAAAGUUGGAAGCGAGAAUCGCGGCCGUCGACUCUCUCCUCUGCGUCGGCCUCGAUCCCCACGUGGGAGAGCUCGGGGACGAUCCCUCCGCCGAAAAAGCGUACGAGUUCUGUGUGAACCUGAUCGACAACACGUCUCACGUCGCCUGCUGCUACAAGCCCAACGCGGCCUUUUUCGAGCAGUUUGGCAGCAAGGGCUGGGAGCAGUUGGAAAAAGUCGCGGAGAAAAUUAACCAGCUGCAAAUCCCGAUCAUUUUCGACUGCAAGCGCGGGGACAUCGGCAGCACCAGUGCGGCGUACGCCAAGGGGAACUUUCUGGUCGGCGAAGCACUGACGAUAUCCCCCUAUCUGGGCGGGGACGGGGUCGCGCCGUUCACGGAUUCGAGGGAGAAGUCCGCGUUUGUGCUGUGCAAGACCAGCAAUCCGGGAAGCGACGAUUUGCAGACGCUGGAAGUGGAAAUCACGAUCGGCGCGGGGCCGGAGGGUCCGCAGUCCGGCAGCAUUCCCUUGUACAUGCAGGUGGCCAGGUUGUGUGCCGAAAAGUGGGGAAAGGAAUUCGGGAACAUCGGCGUCGUAGUGGGGGCGACGGACGUAUACUGAAUUUGCGAGUUUUUAGAUUCAGCACGGAUCAAUGUGGAAAAUAUUGAUGUCUGUGGACGAAGCAAGCUGAAUGUACUAGAGAAAUGUGCGAAAAAAAUCGUAGUUUUUGCUCCAUGAUUCUGCAUCAGGUUGACGCGCUCGCGAAGAUCCGAAAAAACUACCCAAGUCUUUGGUUCCUGAGUCCGGGCAUCGGUGCGCAGGGCGGGCCGCUAAAAGAGGCGUUGGAAGCUGGUCUGAAUCGAAACGGGACGGGAAUGAUCAUUCCAAUUUCUCGCGGCAUCUCCAAAGCGAGUGACCAGAAAGCAGCGGCGGAAGACUUCCGAGACCAGAUCAACAAGAUUAGAAGAGACAAGGCGAACUGAAAACAGUUGGAGCCAUGAAUAUUUAAUAUUUCUCAUUUUUCCACAUGCGCGGGGUGUUUUAACUUAUCAUCUGCUCUAAUUCUAAAAGAUUUCCGCUCCGAUAGCAGAUGAACAUGAGCGACUUCAUGCUCAUUGCUACGACAGCCCCGAGCAUCUCGAUCUCCUGUUCCGGUUUAAAGCACAGAAUAAAAGAAGGUGAGAGCAAAAGGCACACUAUGUCAAAAGUCAC
Amoebophrya sp. A120 is the source of this 1392-nucleotide messenger RNA. Lineage: Eukaryota; Dinophyceae; Syndiniales; Amoebophryaceae. The record is from the annotation of a GenBank genome assembly.